Messenger RNA from Owenia fusiformis, 2200 nucleotides. Lineage: Eukaryota; Metazoa; Annelida; Polychaeta; Sabellida; Oweniidae. The record is from the annotation of a GenBank genome assembly.
CACACUUCAAUAAAAGAGCUAUUUAAAACUACAUAAAUGGCAAAAGUAAUGGCCGUUCAUACUUUACUUAUCGACCACAAGUUAAUGGACAGAAUACACACAGAAAACGUGUACAAGUGAAUUAUUUAAGAUGGCCACUAAGCUAUGGCAUUCAUUAAUUUUCAUACUCAUGAUUACGUAUUUACAAAAGAGCAUGUGCAAGAAGAAAGGGAACAAAAACCGUAGAAUAUCGUCAAAGGUAGAAAAUUAUGGUCUAAAUAUAUAUAAAGUGCUCGGGGAAAUGUACGAUCAUGACAUUGGCGAUAUUCAAAGCAACGAUGAUAACUCUAUCCAUGGGGAAAAUAAACCAAGAGAAGGAACUAGGUCGAAACGUUCAAUUUCAAGUGCUAGGAAUUCUUUGUGGGAUUUACCAGUCCCAUACGUGAUAGAUGAAGAUGGACUAAAUCCUGAGGACAUUGAAGCAAUUGAAACGGCAAUGGCUACUUGGAAAAUAGACACGUGUCUUGAUUUUGAACGGAUACGAAACAUCGAGGAACGUCCAGACAUCAAGAAUUAUGUCUUGUUUGGGUUUUAUCGAAACCCUGAAAUCCUGAAAGAUAGAAAGUUUUACUACGGAAGAGACGUGAAUGAGAAGGCCUAUAAAACUUUUGCGGGUACUGGUUUCACUGCACUAAACCAGGCAGCAAAUAUUGCUAAAAUGCUUGGCAUUUUCGACGAGUACCAUCGACCGGAUGCUGAUAAGUAUAUGCUCUAUUUACGCCAAAACGCUAAACCGAUACGUCUUGGUUUCCUGGCUCCAAUAUCCAACUCAAUGGCAGUGGACUUCGGCAUUCCAUUUGACUUUGGAAGCCUUGUUAUGGCCCCCGUAUACUUUCACAGUGACUACACAGCUGACCCAGUUCUUCCUGCAAUGCUUCCAAGGAAUGGGCUCUACCAACAGACUAUGGGAUCGACCAUAUUUUCAGGACAGCCUUCUUUCUAUGACAAAAAGUUGGUCAAUAUUGCCUAUUGUUUCCAUAGAAAACGUCAUCCUUCCUAUAUCAAUGACCGUGGAUUAAUAGGUUCUGAUCCAACCGCAUUAUCAGCUAUUGAUUGCUCAAACGGGGGAUACGCGCAUCCACUGAAUUUAACAAAGUGCAUAUGUCCGAGAGGAUUUAUUGGGACCACAUGUGACAUGAUAUCUACUGGGUCACCAGAUACGUGCGGGGGCAUCACACUGACCACACCAGGUAUUAUCGAGUCUCCGGGAUAUUUCAUUGGAAAAUCAGGAUUGGGCUAUAAAAAAUGGCAAACCUGUACUUGGAUGAUACAGGCUCCGGCGGACAAGAGGGUCCAGAUACAAUUCAUUGAUUCAUUCGACUUGUUCUGCAGUCAUUACGUCGAAGCCGCUCUUUCUUGUGUUGAUUGGGUAGAAGUUAAAUAUGAAAAGGACCUUGCAAAAACCGGUAUACGAUUCUGCUGUAGGCAAACCCCUCAAGUCAUUCUGAUGUCAGAAACGAAUAGAAUGAUGGUUCUGUUUCAAUCGAAUGGAGUUGAAGGUUUACAAGGAUUCCGUGCUAAAUACACAUUUGAAACAGGCGCUCAGUGGGCGGAAUGGAGUCAAUGGACUCCUUGCUCAAAGUCGUGUGGGGGUUGUGGCAGAAGAAGUCGCAAAAGGGCGUGUUUACAUCAUCAGAAAUACCCAAGAUGCGAAGGAAGUUCAUUUGAUACAGAGACGUGUAACGUAUUUGCAUGCAAUAUAGAUGUCUCUGCAAAGUGCAAUGGAUGUUCAUUACCCGAUGCAGAAAAGAAACAGGAAUGUCAUAGAAAUUGUGAGAUCUCAGGUACCUGCUGCCCUGGUUACUUCAAACAGGGAAUCAUGUGUUUACCAGAAAGUAGACGGUCAUUUGUUGCAGGAGCAGACUGGUGGAAACCUAGAAUGCACUUCAACCAGCUUUACACUUAAUUAACUUAGGGAUGGAAAUAGAACUGCGUAUAUACAGCUUCAUACAUACACUAUUUAUAUUGUAAAUUAUACCGUAAAUUAUGGUCACAAUGACUAUUAAUGAAAUAAAAUAAUAAUAACUAGACAUGUAACUUGAACAAGUUCAAUUUAAUACUCCAGAUUUCAGACUUUUUUUAAGCUGAGUCAUCCAACUACUUGUACGCUGAGUCAUUCAGAAUAAGCUGAGUCAACUAGAAUAUAGACAUUUAGACAACU